Annulohypoxylon truncatum is the source of this 1197-nucleotide messenger RNA. Its product is annotated as nucleoside phosphorylase domain-containing protein. Gene Ontology annotation, biological process: nucleoside metabolic process. The transcript has a single exon. The coding region runs from base 126 to 1154 and encodes 342 amino acids. The record is from RefSeq and is a predicted model, not a curated record. Gene Ontology annotation, molecular function: catalytic activity. Lineage: Eukaryota; Fungi; Ascomycota; Sordariomycetes; Xylariales; Hypoxylaceae.
CCCAUUAACCAUUGCCUAGAUUAACUGACUUCAAGCCUUACCUCACCAACGAUUAAAAACGUACACACGAUUACCGGGCCAAAUUUGAAAGCACAUCUACAUAGACAGAGAUAGGGUCCGUCAACAUGUCGUCUUCGGAGUCUAACGUGGACCCGCAAGAACCAAGGGAGAACGAAUAUACGGUUGGGUGGAUAUGCGCCUUGCAGGAGGAGUAUGAAGUUGCGUGUAAGAUGUUGGACAGAAGGUUCAAGGGCCCUCGAAUGGCUCACCCGAAUGAGGACAACACCUACGAAUUCGGCCAGAUUUCGGAUCAUUAUGUGGUCAUUGGGUGUCUUCCGUUUGGCGAUUAUGGCACGAAUUCGGCAGCCGCCGUCGCAAAAGACAUGGUACGCUCGUUUCCCAAACUUCGCUUCGCCUUACUGGUGGGCAUCGGUGGAGGUGCUCCUACAAGAAAAGAUGAUAUCCGGCUUGGAGAUGUUGUUGUCGGCGCCGGGAAGGGAGUCCAUGGGGGCGUCAUACAGCUAGAUGCCGUGAAAAGAUACAAAUCAGUCGAUGGCAGUCUUUCUACCCAAUUGUGGCGUCAUUUGAACGGCCCUCCAAACGUGUUGCUUGGAGCACUACCGAAAAUCCAAGAACGCUACAAUGACCCAGACGAGGUCGAUAAAAUUGCCCAAAACAUGGAACGAAUGUCUAACCGUCCCGAGUUUGAGCGACCUUCCGAUGACCGGCUUUACCGUGCUAGUUACCCGCAUCAAGGAGGAUCAGACUGUGAGAAUUGCGAUGCCGAGGAACUGGUGACGCGGGUUGAAAGGGCUGUAACUCACCGUGUUGUGAAGGUACACUAUGGUACAAUUGGCAGCUCUAACUCUCUCAUGAAGAUGGUCGACGAGAGAGAACUCUAUGCUAAUGACCCAGACCUAAGGAUUCUAUGUUUCGAGAUGGAAGCUGCCGGUCUCGUGAACACAGUUCCCUGUCUGGUGAUUCGAGGCAUAUGCGAUUACGCCGAUUCACACAAGAACGAUGAUUGGCACAACUAUGCCGCAUUAGCCGCUGCCGCGUACGCGAAAGAACUCCUUGAUAAUUUACGGGCAGAGAAGGUUACGGAGCAACCUGGAUGGGGGAGUGUGCUUGAUAAAGGUACGCUUAUGCGUUAAUUGACGUUCCAAUGUUCCUGGUUUGGUGUUUACUCCUCUUAGC